Messenger RNA from Talaromyces stipitatus ATCC 10500, 1065 nucleotides. RefSeq lists its product as uncharacterized. Lineage: Eukaryota; Fungi; Ascomycota; Eurotiomycetes; Eurotiales; Trichocomaceae. The record is from RefSeq and is a predicted model, not a curated record. The coding region runs from base 1 to 1065 and encodes 354 amino acids. The transcript has 2 exons.
AUGACUCCAUUGUACGGCGCAGAUUUCGCCUACAAAGAUCAGGACCUCGAAGAAGGCACCAAACACGUCUCUCUCAAUCUACCCAAUCUUGAACACGAUCUUGUUUGUACAUUAAAUUUCUCCGUUCACAUAGCGAGCAAUGCCAACAUUCGCUUGACUCGAGCAUUCUCAUCUGGAACCUCACAUCAAAGUGAAUCCGAUUCGAAACCAUCACUAGUGAAAAGGACACCCGUAUCUCGCCCGCGAGUCAUUGAUGCCAGAUCACUCGGUACACGCCACGCUGCUCCUAAUCAGUCAAAUAUCAUUCGAGCACCUCAAUUACGGCUUCGACGUGGUACACUUGCACGAGGCCGACCAGGAGCUGGCGGAGCAAGGAAAACAGGCAAAUCUCGCACAGCCAACGCGGCAGCAGCAAACAAACGCACACAACGCCGCAAGCGAGAUAAUGAGGAAGACGGCGAAGAAGUCGGUCGCGGAAAUGAUUUGGAGGCUGUUUUUAACGAAGUGAAAAAUGCCUCGAAACCGAAACCUGUGCGGUACACACCGGUCAAUUACGACAUGACCGCUUUGAAGGAUACAUGGCCGUCUUUACCCACGGGCAAAACAGGAUCAACGGGUACCGUCGUGGAACGAUUGAAUCUACUGAGUCGUCGAUACGGAGCCGGCUAUGUCUCACCAAUCGAACUCGCCAAGCGACUCUUUGACGGUGAACGAGUCUUCUUCACCGGCGAAGAAGAGAAGAAAACCGUCAUGGCCGAAGUGAGCAGACUCGCGCAGGAACGAGCCGAUAAAUUGACGCAACGCAAAGGCGAUUUGAUUGAGCCUGAAGAUUCGAGUUUUGCGUCUAUCAAGGAUGACGAGAAGAAGGCUCUCGUGGGGCAGAUUGUGCGUGGGCAGUAUGAGGGAUGGCAAAAGGGGGAUGUGCGUCAUCCGGUGUUGGAUGAGGUGCAGAGACAGCUUUAUAAUAAUGAGACUUAUCGGAUGACCGGGAAACAGGCUGAGUUUAUGGGCAAGUUUCAGUCUUUACUUGCUUCGGUGCAGCGGGCAAAACGGGCUUCAACUUGA